Messenger RNA from Teleopsis dalmanni, 612 nucleotides. Its product is annotated as transcription factor collier-like. Gene Ontology annotation, biological process: regulation of transcription by RNA polymerase II. Gene Ontology annotation, molecular function: RNA polymerase II cis-regulatory region sequence-specific DNA binding; DNA-binding transcription factor activity, RNA polymerase II-specific. The record is from RefSeq and is a predicted model, not a curated record. NCBI's taxonomy places the organism in Eukaryota, Metazoa, Arthropoda, Insecta, Diptera, Diopsidae.
UGGUGGUUCAACUGGUUUCAACUCUUACGCUGGUCAGUUAGCUGUUAGCGUACAGGAUGGCUCAGGUCAAUGGACCGAAGAUGAUUACCAGCGGGCACAGUCAAGUAGUGUUAGUCCUCGAGGAGGUUACUGUAGUAGCGCUUCAACGCCACACAGUUCAGGUGGUUCAUAUGGUGCUACAACAGGAGCUGCAAAUGGAUAUGGUUCUACAACUAAUAUGGGUACGCUAUCAUCUUCACCAAGUAGCGUUUUUAAUUCGACUUCGAGAAUGAGCAGCUUGAGCUUUAACCCAUUUGCUCUGCCCACUUGCAAUACACAAGGUUACAGCACGAGUCAACUGGUUACUUCAUCCAAAUAAUAUUACUAUUAAUUGGCAGAAGACCAAACGGAAUCAAAAUAACGCAGUUGUAAAGGAAUUAUCCCGAAAUAAAAAUGAAUACUCAUAAGAAGUAUCUCUUAUACCCAUAUCAUAAUGGACAUAUCCUUAAUAUCCUGUUGCUUUCCUUAUUAAUUACAUUAACCAAGUUAAUGAAUUAUUAAAGCGUGCAAUAUUCGAUGUAAAAAUUAAAAUUAAUGUUUCGUAGCUGUAAUUUGUGUAAAGGAAAAACUAAU